UUUGCUGUCUCACUGCAUUGCACUAUAUAUUCAGAGCAGAAGAGAAACAUAGUUGUUAACCGUUCACUUUCACUCUCUCUCUCUCUCUCUCUCUCUCUCUGUAGAUUUGGUUUGUGUGUGGUAGCUUCAUCGUCCCCACUGAAUAGUGAGGGGAAGCAUAGCACCCCACCAUCCUAUUUCACUCUCCCAAUCAUGCCUUCAGGUGCUAAGAAGAGAAAAGCGGCUAGGAAAAGGAAGGAAAAGGAAAACAAAACCAAUCCAUCAACCAACAAUCCCCAAGGAAAUGGUGGUUUGAAAUCAAUAGGGGAGGAAGGAAGUGAUAGUGGUGAGGGUAAUUUUCCUGCAUAUAACGGACAUGAUGACCAGCAGAAUCCAUUCAAAGAUGGAAGUGGAGAACUGGAAUCUGUUGCACAGCCGCAUGCUUCUGAUGUUGAGUCCUUGAAAGUAGUCUCUAGUGAAGUAAAGAUUGACCAAGUGUUUGGAGAAAAGGAAGAUUGUGUUGUUUUGGUAGACAAAAGUUUAAGUUUUGAGCACAAUGAGACUGCCAAGGAAUCAUAUUUUGAGAAUGAGAAUGAGAAUGGCAGCGAUACUUCACAGGGUGAAUCCCUCUCCGAGAAGAACUCGAACAAUGGGAAUUGUAUUUCAGUCGAAGAGGCCAUUGUUUGUCAUGUCUCUGUUAAGUCUAAUGAUUAUGUGUCUAAGGUAGAAAACAGUGAUAGUGGAAGUGUAGUACUAGAUAAGCCGGUAGUUCAUCCUGAAGAAGGGAACAAUCUCGCUAUAAAGUUAAAUGAGGAUAAUGUAUGCUCCUUAACCAAUGAGAAUGUGAGAACAUUAAGUAUGGAGGAGCCUAAGACAAAGGAAUGUGAUAGUGAAACUUUAACUCCAGUGUCUGCUAGUCCUUUCACCAAAUUUGCCAAUGGUGCAAAACAUUUUAAGGAUUCUGAGCUCGCAGAACGUUCCAAGACUCAGCCUCAUGCAGCAGCAUUGGCUCCAAAUAUGGUGCAAAAGACCUCAUGGUUGAGUUGCUGUGGAUUGUUUGAAGUUCUCUCAAGUUCAAAUAGAUAAUUUCAGAAAUACAGCGACAGUAUCUGAACUGAUGGGUCAAACAUGUGAAGAUUUAGAAGCAUUUUUGUCCAGAAUUUUGCUAUAUGUUGAUACAGAUUAUCUCCUUUGAUGAUUUUCUAAAAUAUAGCAGGCAACUAGACAAAACUGUAUAUUUUUCUAAAAUAUACAGAUUAUAAUCCAUACAACGUUUGUUUACAUUACAGUGGAUGUUUGUUUGUAGUUAUUGUUUAAGCAACAAUGACAAUCUUUCAAUGUUUUUGUUAA
This is a messenger RNA of Vigna unguiculata (cowpea), 1329 nucleotides long. RefSeq lists its product as uncharacterized. NCBI's taxonomy places the organism in Eukaryota, Viridiplantae, Streptophyta, Magnoliopsida, Fabales, Fabaceae. The record is from RefSeq and is a predicted model, not a curated record.